UAUUAUCGGUCUAAUGGGUAUAGGUCUAUCAAUAUUACCACUAAUAACGUCAUAUGUCAGGAUGUUUAAGGGCUAUGAAAUUAUUUUUGUUGUGAUCUCCGUAUUGCUAAUAACCGUUACAAUUACACAUGAAAUUUUCAACAUUGGCCAAUCUCUGGAAGAUCAGUUUCAGAUGAUAUAUAAGGAGCUUCUAAAUGUUUCCUGGUAUAAUUGGGAUACAAGAAACAAAAGAACUUACAUUCUAAUUUUAACACAAUCGCAAAAACUUGUAACUUUUUAUUCCUUUCCUAUAAGAGGAAAUAUGGUGUCAUUUCUUAAGUAUGGACAAGUGUUAUAUGGUGGAUUAAGCUUUUUAUAUCAAAUGAUAUAAAAAUGUACAAUUACGACAAUUGGGGGCCAUUACAGAGGCGUUAAAAUUCAUAUAUUAGGAACUAUCUUAAAUAAGU
Messenger RNA from Sitophilus oryzae (rice weevil), 446 nucleotides. RefSeq lists its product as uncharacterized. NCBI's taxonomy places the organism in Eukaryota, Metazoa, Arthropoda, Insecta, Coleoptera, Curculionidae. The record is from RefSeq and is a predicted model, not a curated record. Bases 14 to 370 code for a protein of 118 amino acids. Gene Ontology annotation, molecular function: olfactory receptor activity; odorant binding. Gene Ontology annotation, cellular component: membrane. The transcript has 4 exons. Gene Ontology annotation, biological process: sensory perception of smell.